Molecule: messenger RNA, 966 nt
Organism: Prunus armeniaca (apricot)
Lineage: Eukaryota; Viridiplantae; Streptophyta; Magnoliopsida; Rosales; Rosaceae
Source: the annotation of a GenBank genome assembly
AUGGUCACUCUCCAUGAUGACAUCCCGAAUCGACAGGUUCGGAUCGGCACCUCCCUCCCACCAGAGCUUCGCUCUGAUCUCUUUGCCUUCCUCCGCCUCAACUCUGUGGUCUUCGUCUGGUCUUACAAUGACAUGCCUGGCAUAUCACCAGACAUCAUCUCCCAUCGGCUAAGCAUUAAUCCUACCGUCCGACCUGUUCGGCAGAAGUGUUGUGCUUAUGACCCAGAGCAGUAUGAGGCCAUGAGGGCAAAGGUGGAUAAGCUGAGUACCAUUGGAUUUAUCAAGGAAGUGGACUAUCCCACUUGGCUGGCUAAUGUGGCGAUGGUCCAUAAACCAAAAAAGGGAUGGCACAUGUGUGUAGACUACACCAAUCUUAAUCGGGCCUGCCCGAAGGAUAGCAUCAACUUACCCCGCAUUGACCAACUGGUGGACACCACAGCUAGCCAUGCCCUCCUCAGCUUCAUGAAUGCCUACUCUGGGUACAACCAGAUCUUCAUGCACCCUGAAAACCAAGCCCACACCUCCUUCAUCACGGAUCAUGGUCUAUAUUGCUAUAAGGUGAUGCCCUUCGGGCUCAAGAAUGCUGGGGCUACUUAUCAGUGCUUGGCACUUAAGGGUAGCAAACGAAGCAUUACCUGGACUGCCGAGUGUGACAAGGCCUGCAGCGAGCUCAAGGAGUAUAUGAGCCGGGCCCCUUUAUUGUCAACCCCUAAGCCUGGAGACAUCUUCAUGAUUUAUCUCUCCAUCUCGGCUACAGCGGUUAUCUCUGUGCUCAUCUGGCCAGAAGAAAGUGCUGAGCACCCAAUGCAUUAUGUUAGCAAAGCGUUACAAGAUGCCGAGGUUCGAUACCCAGACAUUGAGAAGCUGGCCUUUGCACUCGUAGUCUCAACUACACGCCUCAGACCAUACUUCCAAGCUCACACCAUCCAUGUCUUAACCAACCAACCACUCAGGCAAGUGUUGUAG